UGCCAUUCCCACCCUCUUCUUCCACAAUUCAAACGGCUCCUAAACCCUACCUUGUUUUUCUCUCUCUCUUUUUCAAAUCCGACGGCGAUUGUUGACGGCAGAAAUGAAAUCGGCGGCGUUACCUUCUUCAGUGGAAGCUUUGAGAAAUGGAGAAGGAAUCGCCUCCGCCCUAUCUUCUUCCGAUCAGUCUCGUCUAUUGCUUGCCACUAGACCUCCCAGGCAAGUAGUAUCGAUAUUAACUUGUUCAAAGCUAUGUGGUAUUUGCUUUGUUGCCGGGGUGGUGGUUGGUUACUCGUUAAAGCGACGCGUGAAUCGAUGGGUUUCCAAGCUAUUGAGGAGAUUAAAAGAUGAUUGAUAAGUCCAUCCCUUUGUUCUGGUAUGCCACUUUCAUUGAUUAUAAUUUAUAGAAUUGAAUUACUGAUUUGUUGCCCAAUUUAGAGCAGGAAGAUGAACAUUCCUAGCUCAUUACCGGCUCAUUAUUGGACAAUUACUUGUUCACAAGCAUGGAGUUAAUGAUUUGAAUUUUCCAUCUAAUGAAAAAUCAUUUUUGCUCCACUUCUUCUUCUUCUGAUCCUUUGGAGAGAUAUUUUAGUGAUAAGUUCUAUAAGAGCUCGAUGAUCCCAUUUGGUCAAAUGCCUAGGGAUAAACGUAUUUCUGAUUUGGUGGCGAGAAUUUCUUUGUUAAAAACAUUUCUGGAUUUGAUUUGCAGCUCAAUUAUUUCAUCAAAUUGGUAUUCGAUCAUGGGACUUACUC
This is a messenger RNA of Cucurbita pepo subsp. pepo (vegetable marrow), 753 nucleotides long. RefSeq lists its product as uncharacterized. The record is from RefSeq and is a predicted model, not a curated record. Lineage: Eukaryota; Viridiplantae; Streptophyta; Magnoliopsida; Cucurbitales; Cucurbitaceae.